GAGAGAGAAAAUAGGAAGCAGAAGCUCCGCGCGGCGCCGCCAGCCUUCGCCCCAAGCCCCCGCCCGGGCCGCGCGCGAUCCAGGGUCUGCGCGCGCCCCACGGCGCGUCCCCGUCGGGCCCGCGCGCCUCGUGCCUCGCGCCUCGAGCCUCGCGCCACGUCCCCGCCCCAGGCCGGCGCGGCCCUGGGUGUGGCCGGCGGUCUGGCUGCGCUGGUCUCGGCGGGGAGCUGCACUUCGCACACGGGCUGCGCGCGAGCGGCCGCUGAGCGCCCCGCGGACCCAGGCUGCGCCCGGUCGGUACGGGCCGGAGCUCCCUCCAGUUGCUUUCCCUAGUUAAUUUCUUUGGUAAACAAAAUUGAAGGAUGAGUGAACUGGAACAGUUGAGGCAGGAAGCUGAACAACUGCGGAAUCAGAUUCAGGAUGCUAGGAAAGCGUGUAAUGAUGCGACACUUAUUCAGAUCACAUCAAAUAUGGAUUCCGUGGGUCGAAUACAAAUGCGAACAAGACGUACACUGAGAGGUCACCUAGCUAAAAUCUAUGCUAUGCACUGGGGAUAUGAUUCAAGGCUACUUGUCAGUGCUUCCCAAGAUGGAAAAUUAAUUAUUUGGGAUAGCUAUACAACAAAUAAGAUGCAUGCUAUUCCUUUGAGGUCCUCCUGGGUGAUGACCUGUGCUUAUGCUCCGUCUGGUAAUUACGUUGCUUGUGGAGGACUGGACAACAUCUGCUCUAUAUAUAACUUAAAAACCAGAGAGGGAAACGUGAGAGUGAGCAGAGAGUUACCGGGUCACACGGGCUACUUGUCCUGCUGUCGUUUCUUAGAUGACAGCCAAAUUGUUACAAGUUCGGGAGAUACAACUUGUGCAUUAUGGGACAUUGAGACUGCUCAGCAGACCACCACAUUCACCGGGCAUUCUGGAGAUGUGAUGAGUCUUUCUCUGAGUCCUGACAUGAGGACUUUUGUUUCUGGCGCUUGUGAUGCCUCUUCCAAAUUAUGGGAUAUUCGAGAUGGAAUGUGUAGACAGUCUUUCACUGGACAUGUGUCAGAUAUUAAUGCUGUCAGUUUUUUCCCUAAUGGAUAUGCCUUUGCCACUGGCUCUGAUGAUGCCACUUGCCGGCUCUUUGACCUUCGUGCAGACCAAGAAUUGUUACUGUAUUCUCAUGACAAUAUCAUCUGUGGAAUCACUUCCGUAGCCUUCUCAAAAAGUGGGCGCCUCCUGUUAGCCGGUUAUGACGACUUUAAUUGUAAUGUGUGGGACACGCUAAAAGGAGAUCGUGCAGGUGUUCUUGCUGGUCAUGACAACCGUGUCAGCUGUUUAGGUGUAACUGAUGAUGGAAUGGCUGUGGCAACAGGCUCUUGGGACAGUUUUCUUAGAAUCUGGAAUUAACAGUGCAUACACAUUUUCUGUUCUCCAUUGAUAUCUGGAGAAAUCAGUGUUACAGCCUAAAGCUGUGAAAAAAAUUCUACCUUAUAUUUGCAGGUGAGGAUUUUUCUAUUGAGAUUAUUAUAUACAAAAAAGAUGCUUUCAGUAAACUACAAAACGAAAAAAAGGUGAACAAUACAAGGCAAAGGUGCUUGCUGGGAUUAAAGGACCAGUGGAUUCAACUGAGGAGCUGAGCUAAUUUAACCUUGCUGAAUUUUUGCUUCUACUCAGUCUAAUUAUUUUGUAUAGAACAGACUGGAUGCAUUAUAACAACCUAUCAUGUUUGUGUUUGCACUUUUUAAGAACUACAUUUUUAACUUCAUAUACAUAAUAAGCAAUGUCACAUUUUUUAUUUUGUAAUGGAGGAGUUAGGUACAGUAAUAGAUGGAAGUGAUACUGUAUGUGUAUGCACUUAUGUUUGAAGAAAAUCUUGAAUCCUGACUGUCCUUUUUAAUCUAAAAGAGAUCCUUGUUGCUUAAUGUCUAAGAAUGCUGGCAGGCCUGGGUAUCUCUGAGAAGAGCCUUUUUGAGUAUCAUUAGUUUCUCUGUAUCCUUUGCUAUGCUAUCAAAUAAGUGCUCAUUUUCAGUCAUUUGAGGAGGAGAUAAUCUUAAGACUAUAUUUCUGCUCUUCAGAUUUCACUCUGAAAUUUUAGACAUCCAUAAGAAACUUGUAUGUUAACAAUAAGUAGACAGCAGUAAUCACAUAUAAAUGAUUUUUUGCAUUUAAAAAAAGAGCUGGCUAUGGUCCAGUCACACUUUGGGAAGCCUUCUAAAUAGUUGGACUUCCUACUGAUUUCAUAGUCUAGAACUGAAUCAGUAGGGUACACUCAUUAUUUCAGAAGGUUGACGAACAUUUGAAUUGUCCUUGUAUCUGAAGGAUCCUAAUGUUCUCCAUCAACAUGCAUCUAUAUAGGAAAUAGGUGAUGAUAUGUUUCUGAAAAAAGUGUAAAAUCUAACCAAUCACUAGACCUGAUUAAUUAUAACUAUAACAGGUAGCUUUAUGAAUUUAUGUUCACAUAAAAUCUGAAUUGAUGUAAACUGUGCCUUUAAAAUUUUUUAAACAUUCAAGCUUUUUGCUCUAUUUCUUCUUUUAGCUCAAAAUAUUGGUUUCUAAGUGGUUUUGCUUCAAAGAAUGUCUAAUCCAAGUGACCCUACUUUAAAGCCAAAGAAAAGUUCCAAGAGCAAUUCUUGAAGGAGUCAGAUAAAAUACUAAGCAAUUCCUCUGCUUGCUAAUGAUAUAAUAAUGUGCCUAUUAUUAGAAUGGGCCCCUCUGAAUUUAAACAAAGAUAAUUUCCCCCAUGGAUUUUCUCCCACAAAUCUAAAUGGUUGACAAUAGAAGGUUAGUCUUGCUUUAAAGAGAAGUCAUGGGUUAUUCUGACAUACAAAAGUGCAUUGUGUUUUGUAAUUUAGUGAACUGUGUCAGUUACUGUCGAGCUAGGUCUCUGUUAACUUUUGGCCACCUGUAACGCUAACCUAAUAUUCCUAAAGUUCACUUGUAAAUUUUCAUUCUUAUAUUAUGAAUGUGCUGGUAAGUGUUAUCAACUAUAACAUAGUACCAGUUUUAAGAUCAGUUGAUACUAAAAAGAGAAUAAAAUGGAUAAAGGAGGAUUAAGAUAUAGGACCAAAAAAACCCAGACUAUUGUAGAUGGCAGUUACGAAUAUAUAUGACUUUUAUGAAUUUUUUGCUAUUAAUGUUUGUAAAUAUAAGUAGUCACUUCAUAAAGAGCAGCUCUUUGAGCUAAGGCAAGAAUAUUUUAAGGAACGUAUUCAUUUCUAAAAAGGGGAGGGAGUGGUUUGCUGUGUAGUUCAGUUAAUUCACUGCAAAAUCCUAUUCAAGAAAGUACUUCUGCCAUGUGCAAAAAUAGCCUUAAAAAGGGGAGUAUCUCAUCUCUUCAACUUUAAAAGUUAUUCUAGUAACAGGAUACUUUAGUCUGCUACACAGACUACACAAUUCCAUGGUCUUAAACAUGUUAGAAUAAAUGAUUUAAUGUAUUAAAGUUUUAAUAUAGUUUAAAAGCAAUUCCCAUAAUAAAAUAUGUACUAAGCAACUGAAAACUAAACCACCGUUGUGGGUAAUUAUACAUAUAAAUAUACAAAUGGUGACCUCCUUACAAUAUUAAUUUACAUAAACUUUUGCUUUCUAGUGAUAGGGGUUCCAAUUGCUAAAUACAUUUGCAGUUCAGCUGAUGUAGUUUUCAGCUGAUUGUCUAUUUAAAUCUGUUGUACAUAAGACUUCCUGAAAUCAUUAAGUAUACGAUUUGUAGAAGCACCAUAUAACUUGAGUCUUAGUUUUUUAAGGCUUAAAAAUCUGGCCGAGUGUAGUUUUAAGAAAUUUGCAUGAUCAAGAAUAUUGUAGUUAUCUGGUGCCUAAAUUUUUUUUACUUUGUAAGUAUUAAAACUAGAAUAGUAGUUGACAUAUGGCAGGCGUAUUUUAAAGGCACAUACUCUUUUCUAAAACCAAGUAAUAGUGAUUUCCAUGUGGCCUGGUGAGUCAUCCCCAAACCUUACUACCAGCAAGGACAUCUCCUCUACUUUAAUGGCCAGGCCUUAUUUUUGGCAGCUAUAAUUAUUAGAGGCUUAGAAUAAAUAUCCAAAGUCCCUCCCUAGCUCAGAUUUUCAGUUAUGAUUCCAUGGUUAUACAUGCCAUACUGUGUUUCAUUUUUAUAAAAGCAAAGAUUUGGGCUUAGUAUUUCAACUGCAAUAUGGAGCCUACGAGGCAGUUUUCCAUCAUUUCAGCUUAGUCAACUGAACUAAUACUGCAGGAUGAUAGUGAACUGGUCUCCUAAAGGUGCUUCUGAAAUAUGUUAAGCAAUUUUACAAUUAAUCUAUUAAAAAAGAAGUGCAUCCUGACUUCUCCAAGUCACAAAUUAAAUAAUCUUUGCUAAAAAAUACUGUGCCAAUAUUAUAACUCACCUUCUCUAACACCUUUGGUAUAUUAGAUUUUAAAACAAGACUUUUAAAAGUGAAAACAGUGAAAUUUGUUUUUAUUACUGUUAAAUGUCUCAAUUUUAAAUUAGAACUGAAUGCUUAUGGCUUAUUUGUUGAAGUUUUUAAACUUAUGGAAACCAAUUAAACAAUCUCCCAAAUGGGCCUAUAAUUUUAAUAAUGAAUAUGUUCUUUCUAGAUUCUUUGGAGGGUGGGGUCAGGUCAGGAUUAAAAUUUUAAAAAAAAUUAAGUACUAUGUUCACCUUCUAAUUUCCCUUUUGCCAUUGCAGAAAGCAAAAUUUUAAGCUAUUUCUUACUUCUGUUAGAAUUUUUAAAAUACAAGUCAGACCAUCUUGAGAGAAAGGAUAGCACAAUGGCUAAAACUUCUUGAGAGAAAGGAUAGCACAAUGGCUAAAACUUAUUUUGAAUUAGGUUCAGCAGAAUGUGAAGUCCACUUGAUAUUUACUAGUUUUUCUCCCAUUGUUCAUUUUGAGUUGCUUUAAAUUCAGUGCUAUGCUUAAAAAUACUGGUUAAAAUAGGUACUCAUUAAAAUGUUUAUAACUGAAUGUCUGAGUUAGCAUUGUUUUAAGAAGUACUUUAUUAAUCAGAUGGUACACCUUGUAUUUAGAAAAUGUUUGCAUGUUGAUGAAAUUUCCUAGAGGUCUUUUUUCUUAAAUCCAAUUACUGAUCCUAUAAAAGUUAUAAUGCAGCAUUAUGGAACAACUGCUUGUGUUUUUCAACAGGUGUUAAAUGUGCCUGACAAAAUCUUGUAUCAUAAACAGUAUUUAUUUUUUAAUUACUAGUACUUCAGUGAUAUACUGGGUAAAUAUUUCAAGACUUGUCUUUUACACAAUGGUGCUCUAUCCUAUUGUUUUCUCUUUUCAAAGAAGCAUCUGAACACUUCUAUUUGCAUAUUCUUAUCCAAAGGAAUCCACAUGUAAGUGGGUUCAGUUGAUUAAAAUGUUUUUUGAUAUAGAAUGGUUUCUAUCCACUUGUGGCCAGCUGACUGUCAGUAGUAUGACUAUGGGAAAAACAAACAUACUGGAUUAAAGCUGUUAAAAAAGCUUUAAACCAAACUGGACUUUUACAAUGAUUUAACAGUAUUCUUGGAUUUUUCUUGCACAGUGAUUCAUUCCUUUAUUUGUACUGUAGCUCUGUGAAAUAAAGUGUCUGUGAAUUGAUAUUGUAAUCAAUAAAAUGCUUUUAACCAAA
Molecule: messenger RNA, 5557 nt
Organism: Manis javanica (Malayan pangolin)
Lineage: Eukaryota; Metazoa; Chordata; Mammalia; Pholidota; Manidae
Gene: GNB4
Product: G protein subunit beta 4
Biological process (GO): signal transduction
Molecular function (GO): protein binding
Source: RefSeq, a predicted model, not a curated record